AUGUCGGUGAACGAUCAGCCCCCCUCCGCGGAUACUUCACUCUCCCAGCUCUCGAGCCAACCCCCUGCAUCCGAUCUGGACAUUCUGAACCAGCGAUUGAAGCGCCUCUCCGACGACGUACUCCCCCUUCAUCCUUACCUCCUCACCCUCCCAACGAAUGCGCCGUAUCGUCUCGGAUCCCGCUCCGCCAACAGCAAUUGGGCCGUGGGACAUGACCGUCCCUUCCGCCAGGACGAGCAGGAACUUCAGUAUAUGACCUUUUUGACACACCACGACACAGAUUCCUUGCUAGUAGCGGUUGGCGAUUGGUCCGACGAGUCGGGUCGCAUGAUGUUGGAUCAACCUCCCGGCCCGAGGACGACCACCGAGCACAAGCCCCGAGAAACUGUGGCCAAGAAGAAGAUUAGCUUGAACGACUACAAGAAUCAGAAAACCACUGGAGCUGCCCCGUCCCCAUCACCGGCAAUUCAUGAUCAGAAGGGCCGGGACCGUUCCAACUCGGACCGGCGCGACAACACACCACGCGCACCGAACCCCGACCCUGUAAAGAAGCACCACGACAAGCACGAGAAGCACGAGAAGCUUGAGAAGCCUGAACCGAAGCCUCAAAAUCCCGCGAAACCACGCCCAGACCUCUCUCCAGAAAAAACAGCCAAGAAGCGGCCCCCGACCACAGAUACCGAGCAAGGGAAUUCACACGCGACCAAGGAAUCAAGCAUGCAUUCUUCCAAGAAACCGCGAUUAUCGCCCGAGAAAGAGUCGCGCAAAGAAGUCACAGCUGCUAAAAUACUCCCAAGGCUCCUCUCCCCAACACUUCCUCCCUCGCCCGCCCCGGAGGUCAGCUCGGGACCCCGACUACCGCGGUUAUUAUCUCCGACUCUACCCCCGGAGAUUGAAAAGGAAUUGGCACAGCUCAAGGAAAAGGAGAAUUCGCCCGGCCAAAGCUCCCCGAAGCGUGACAAUCCAGUUGCCAAGCCGAGGCGGGACGAUACAGGCCACUCUCGAACUCCUACGUCCGUGAAUAACAGCAGCAACUCGAGUCUACAAAGCAGCCGUGCGGGCAUUUUGGCAAAGGAUUCCUCCCACUCCUCCCGGUCAAGUCUGAUUGUGAAAUUGCGCUAUGGAAAGAUGAACCGAAAACGAGUUGACAGUCUGCUCAAAUUCCCCGGUAAAAGGAAAGCCCACCGGGCGGAUUCGCCGUCAGGUCAAGACACGGAGAUGGAGGAGACUCCCCUUGUCGAACGGAGGAAGGACUCAGGGCCAACUCGUGCAAAUCCACCGUCUGAUCGAGUCAAGCCCAAGACCAAGCCCGAGGCCGGUGAAUCGACACCUGGUCCUAGCGGUAACAAUCCCCGCGUGAAGGAACCGAGACCAUCAGUUGAAAAGCCUCACCCACCCGCUCCCGAAAAAGUCAAGACGACCUCCUUAACACCCGUCAAAGACCUCAAGGGCUAUGGAGGCCGCCGCAAUGAUCUUGCAGAAGGCGAAAGCAGGACACCCGUCAACCUGGCCACCAAACGUCUCUCAGUCGACCCAGGCAGCAAAGGAUCACCCUCACAACCAGAGAAUCGCUCCCGCAAUCACGACCGACGAGACCAGGAGCGAAGGGCCUGGCAGGAAGACUUCAGGAAUUUCACCAGAAUCGGUCGAGACUUGAAACAUGCCGCCGAACGAUACAACAACGGACCCUCCGCUACCGAUGAGAAAUUGGCCGUCGUGACUGCUAUGGAGGCGAUCAUGUGCUUCGUUCUCGCUUUCGUGGCCGACGACCAAGGGAAAGCCCUCGUUCGACAAGGGGGAGACUCAUCCGCCUGGCGUUCCAUUAUACCCUAUUGGCGCGCCGUCAAGAAAAACAGUUUCUCCUUUCCGGCCUUGCAUAAUUUAUGCCAGCUCCUAGGUGCAGUUUCCUACGAUACUAUUCACGCAUUGGACCUUGAACGUCUCGCCGUUACUCCGUUGCCUGGAGAACAUACCCCAGUACCCACACCAGGCAGCGACGGCAACACCGUAUUAGCAGACGAGAACAAGAAGAGCCUCAAGGAAUUUGUGGAGCUGAAAAGCCGCCUGCUGGAACACUACAAGGAGUCGCAGAAGUUGUGGCUGGAUGGUUCCCGCGGUCUUUCUGAGGAUAUUCUCAGUCGAGACUUUCCUACCACCUGGUCCCGGCGCUCUCACCAUUACGCCGAGCGAGGCAAAAUAUCUCUCAAACCGGGGGAUUAUGCCGGUGAAUAUUUCCUUCCUCUCGGUGUAGCCACACCACCCAUCGAAGUGGUCCGUUUCGGCUGGUCUCUCCUGAAGGAAUGGUGCACACAAGAAGGCGUGGAGUGGCAAGGUCGCCUAGGCCUUUGA
This is a messenger RNA of Penicillium subrubescens, 2349 nucleotides long. RefSeq lists its product as uncharacterized. NCBI's taxonomy places the organism in Eukaryota, Fungi, Ascomycota, Eurotiomycetes, Eurotiales, Aspergillaceae. The coding region runs from base 1 to 2349 and encodes 782 amino acids. The record is from RefSeq and is a predicted model, not a curated record. The transcript has a single exon.